CACGGCGGCCGACCUCCCCUCCUCGCCGUCGUCUGCUCCCCUCCCACUCCCACAAGACUAGAAGAGAAAUCCCAACCAAUCCUUCUCUCCCCGGUCCAUCCCCAAAUCGUCCAUCCAGAUCCAUGUACCACCCCACCAGAGGCGGCGUCCGCGGCGGCCGAGAUCAAUUCAAAUGGGAUGAUGUGAAGGUUGACAAGCAUCGAGAGAAUUACAUUGGUCACAGCGUCAAGGCUGCUGUUGGUAGAUGGCAGAAAGGAAAGGACCUGUUCUGGUAUACUAGGGAUAAGAAAUCCGACACAGAAGAUGCUCUGAAGGAAGAAAUCAGGAGAGUGAAGGAAGAGGAGGAACAGGCCAUGCGUGAGGCACUUGGCUUAGCUCCUAAGCGUAGUAAUCGGCCUCAGGGCAAUCGUUUGGAUAAGCAUGAAUAUGCUGAGCUGAUUAAGAGAGGAUCAACUGCAGAGGACUUAGGAGCAGGGCAUGCUGAAGCAGCACAAGUGCAGGGUCUAGGUUUAUACAAGGCUCCUCGCGAGGAGGGAGGUUCGAGUUCUUUUAAGCUUGAUCCUCCUGAAAUGAUGCCCGAGCAGGCUGACCAUACAGCAGCAGCCAAGCAGGAAGAUUCAGAGGAUGAUAGGAAGGGGAAAAGGCGGUCUGAGGAGAGAGGGGACAAAGAGCGAAGACGAGAAAAACAUGCUGAAGGAAAGGGUAGGAAGCGAGACAAGCACGAUAGGAGGCAUGACUCGGAGGACAGAUUGAAGCGCCACCGCAAAGACAAGCAGAAGAGGAGACACAAUUCCGAUUCUGAUUGAUAACAGCUCUGUGCCUGCAGUACUGUAUCUUACUGCCAUAUUUCAUACCGAGGAUCUGCUUUUGCUUGAUGAUGUAGUGUAAAAUGACUGGAUAUGCCUAUGCUUUUUAAUUACAUUGCCUUUUUUUUCUUUCCAAAAAUGCUAUGCGAGCAUAUGAUUUGCUGGCUGGGCUUCUUGUCCCUGAUGAAAACUUGAAUUCUGAAAUGAUAAUGGAAAAGAAAGCUUUGGUCGUAA
Molecule: messenger RNA, 1040 nt
Organism: Phragmites australis (common reed)
Lineage: Eukaryota; Viridiplantae; Streptophyta; Magnoliopsida; Poales; Poaceae
Exons: 4
Coding region: 123-806 (227 amino acids)
Source: RefSeq, a predicted model, not a curated record